Onychomys torridus (southern grasshopper mouse) is the source of this 330-nucleotide messenger RNA. RefSeq names its product 60S ribosomal protein L36a-like. Gene Ontology annotation, cellular component: cytosolic large ribosomal subunit; ribosome. NCBI's taxonomy places the organism in Eukaryota, Metazoa, Chordata, Mammalia, Rodentia, Cricetidae. Bases 1 to 330 code for a protein of 109 amino acids. The record is from RefSeq and is a predicted model, not a curated record. Gene Ontology annotation, molecular function: structural constituent of ribosome. Gene Ontology annotation, biological process: translation. The transcript has a single exon.
AUGGUCAAUGUACCUAAAACCCAGAGGACUUUCUGUAAGAAAUAUGGCAAGCAUCAGCCUCACAAAGUGACCCAGUGUAAAAAGGGCAAGGAUUCCCUGUACGCCCAAGGAAAGCUGCGCUACAAUCAGAAGCUGAAUGGUUACGUCGGGCAGACAAAGCCAAUUUUCCGAAAGAAGGCCAAAACCACAGAGAAGAUUGCGCUCAGCCUUGAGUGUGUCGAGCCCAACUGCAGAUCCAAGAGGACGCUGGCCAUUAAGAGAUGCAAACAUUUUGAACUGGGAGGAGAAAAGAAGAGAAAGGGCCAAGUGAUCCAGUUCUGUGUUUUCUGA